This is a messenger RNA of Gadus macrocephalus (Pacific cod), 3401 nucleotides long. RefSeq lists its product as uncharacterized. Lineage: Eukaryota; Metazoa; Chordata; Actinopteri; Gadiformes; Gadidae. The record is from RefSeq and is a predicted model, not a curated record. The transcript is spliced from 13 exons. The coding region runs from base 1064 to 3019 and encodes 651 amino acids.
UCUCUCGCUCUCUGUUGCCUGUCACCUGUUUCUGUCUUGCUGUCUGUCUGUCUGUCCCCUUCAUCAUGAGUGAUUCAGAACUCCAGAAUCUGUUUUCGAGGGUGGAUAACAUGGCUGUUCAGCAAGAGGUCAAUGAUGUCCUCCAAGGGGUUGAUGACCUGAUUGCUGUGGUGCAGAUUGAGCAAGCAGCAGCACCGCCAACCAUGAGGUGGAAGAAGAGAACCAGUGAUGGGAACUUAAUUCAUGCAAGACCACGAUCAGCUAGGAAUCAGUCCAAUCAGGGUCAGUAUUGUUUUUGCAUUCUUGAUGUUUAAAGAUCCCAGAUUUUAGGCACGCUCAAAUCAAGUAAAACCUAAAGCUUGAUGUGUAUGGUAUCGGCGGAAGCAAACCAGAACCAAUAUUUAGAAGACUCAUUUGCAAACCAAAUACAUUUUUCGUUCUACCCUUUUUCAGCCCUAUCAAAUAUCAAAAAGGUCUACUUGUCGCUUCUAAAAAGUCAAAUCUAGAUAAAUGCUUAACAGUGAGUGUGUGCUAUUAUACUCUACAUACUAUACUAUAAAUUAUUGUUUUUUUUUUUUGUUUUUUUUUGGUUACAGCUGGGAGCAGCAGUGGACUUCAACAUCAGAAGACUCAUCCCAACAAAAAUGCUCCUGACUCAAACUCUGAGGUGGUCUUUGCUCCUGAUAACGUUGAUGGAUUUCUACGAGAUCUCCAGCAGUCAUUGAUCGAUGCAACAGGAGAUGGGGUGGAAUCACCAACCCCACAAGCCUCUCUUUCUGCUUCAUUAAACUGGAGCACAAGAAAGAGCAAUUCUUCAGAGAGCUGGAAGGCAGCGAGACCUCGCCUGGUCAACACUGCACUGGCACAAGAAAAUGUGGGAACCCGAAAGUGCCAACAGUGUUGGCGCAAUUUAGCUGUUGUUCGUUGUCGUGAUUGUCUACCACGGCCCUUAUUCUGUGCGGAGUGCGACGUCAUCAUGCACACCAGACACCCCCUUCACAACCGAGAUGCCACUACUUGAGGAUUUUUUCAGCCAUUGCCCCCAACGACUACUGUACAGAAUAUGGACCUUUGCCAGUGUGUGCGGUAUGUACCUGUGGAGAUCCCUCACCAAAUCUGUGGUUGUCCAACAGAGGCACUGAGGCUCAAACCAGGAAAAGCUGUAGCUGUGAUCACAAUGAAUGGGAGACAUGAGCUCAGCAUGCCUGAGUUGGCAUGUGAAGCGUGCAAAGUCACAUGGACUGCUGGUGUUGACGGCAUUCUUCACAGCGACUACUGGCCAGCUACCCUGAACUUUGCCACCAUUUAUGGAACUGAUGUUUUUGCUUCAUUUGAAGAAAUGAAAAUGGCAGCACCUGGAUUGUCCUGUCAGGCAUUUUUAAAAAUGUUGGAUCAGAGAACUGUCCGCUUUGGACGUACUGGGAAGAUCUCAGCUGACACCUUCAGCAAAAGCUUUUUUGAGUGGGAGGCUGUAAAAUAUGAGAUGGACAACAUAUGCAAGGAGGAGCCAUUCACCUGUCCUGCCUGCAGCCCGGAUAUGCUUGCGGUUUCCGUGGAUGGUAACCGCAAGCAUUACCGCUUCAAGAAUGCAUCUAGAGCUGAGGAACAGGCCAUAUUUGAUGGCGUCUUCAUCGCGAAGGAUGACGACGUCACAAAAUUUGUGAACUACAUUCACACCACAACCAAGCAUGUGUCCGGAAGAGGCGUUUGUGGGGGGGAAUGGUCGGCGGCUCGAGAGACCUCCCAGAAAUCUGCCAGCAAGCUGGAUGAAGAGGGACUGGAGCUUGCUGUGUGUCGGCAUGGGGUGCUCCUAUGUGCCCUCAAUAUGUUCAGGGGAGAAAUCUUUGCAUAUCCCCUGUACAUACAACAAAAGCUGGCCAACCUCACGCCGACCUUCUACUGCAUGGAUGUCACAUGUAAAUACUGGCCCUACCUCAACAAGGUUGCAAGAAGCUGCCCAGAGCUCCAGCAUCUGCUCAGCAUGAAGCCCUUCCUUUCAGUGUUCCAUGCCAAAGCCCACGAUUUCAAAUGUGACGUCAAAUGGAGUGGUGCCUAUCAAGAGGGGGCUGGAUUGACACUAGGGGAGGAGGUAGAGCAGGUCAAUGCCUUCCUCUCUCGGAUAGCAGUGACCACCAAACACAUGUCCAAAGCAGGACGCACAGACAUGCUCACCCUCUUGGCCAUGCGCUGGAAUCAGCAAAAGACUGACAACUUGGCCACCUCACUGUCCCGCAGAUAUCUGAGGACCACAAAAGCUCUGGAUGCCCAAAAGCGGAACAUGGAGUCCAUGAAGACCGAAUUGGACGUCACGGAGAGCCAGAUGGGGGACUGGGUCAGUGACGUUAAGGAUUGGGCAGACGCAACAACCAUCAACACAAGUGAUGUUGCCGCCUUGGCCAGCAGGGUCGAGGUGCUGGUUGCCAGCAUCAAGAGACGGUCGCAGCGUCUCUACAAAGACUGCGACAGCAACAAAGGUCGUGCCAGGAUCCGCCGCAAGAUCCGGGACGAGAGGGGGUUCCUGAGUUCUGUGGUGGAGAAGUACAACAGAAUGGUUCCCACAACAGAAACCCUGUGCUUUGAAAACAUUCUGUCUGGAGAGACAGCUUGGCCAUGGCAGCUACCACACAGUGACUCUGUUGACCUUCAGACCAAGAGGAGAGCAUUUGACCUGGUCAUGGCAGGGAAAAGAAUCCAGGAGGAGAAAAUGAUUCUUCAGAGGGAGAUGAAUCAGCACUGGAGGUCUCUGGGGAAUCGUGCUGACUCCCUAAAAGAGCUGUCCUGCCAUGUUUCAAGGGCUACAACCGAACAUUCACCUUGGGGCCUUACUGAGGAAGGGUUGACUGGUCUACAGUGCAUGAUCAAGAAGAAACAGCACUUCAUCACAAAAAUGAUGGCUAACGCGAGACACUGCUACCUACAAGUGUUGACUGCAGCAGAGGGAGCACAGAUGAUCCACUCCCAGGACACUUCUGAUGAGUACUCGGACAAUGAAUCUGACAUUUCGGAUGAUACAUUUUAAAGAAGGGCUAUGCUUUGAUGUAAACCAUUCCGUUGUAGUUCUGGUUGUAUGAUUAGGGUCGUUGCCCUGCUGGAAGGUGAACCGCCCCUCCAGCCUAAGGCCUUCUGCGGACUACAACAGGUGUUCUGCCCUGUAUUUGGCUCCAUCCAUCUUCUCAAUUCUGAGCAGCUUCCCUGUCUCUGCUGAAGAAAAGCACCCCCACUGCAUGAUGCUGCCACCACCAUGUUUCAAGUCGGGGAUGGUGUGUUGAGAGAGGGUGCAAUGUUCUGCAGCUGUGACCUUCUACAGCUGUCUGUAAAUUCUGAAGAGUAGGGGGUGAGCCUGUACAUAAAAGCCUGGUGUCUGACAUUUGAAGUGCUUUAUCUGGAACAGCUUUUUGAUU